UCUCACAGAAACAAUCUUUGUUUGGCUUUUGCAGAAGCAAACACCACUCAUCUCUCUCUCGGGUCUCACUCAGCACCACCUCCCCCCAUGUGAUGUGAAGCCGCGUCCUCUCUCUCUCGUCUCCGUUGGACGCAGAGCCGUCGCCUUAUCACCUCCAAUUCACCACACGAGUAGUCAGUCACUGCUGCUGCAUCUGUUUCGGUGCACUCUGUCCCUCCCUCCCUCUUGCUCUGGUUUGCCUUCUUGGUCCUCUGUCUUCCUCCUCCUCCUCCCCUCCUUCCCGGACGCUGCAGGCUUCGCUGGUUGGGUCAACUGUCUGUGCAGCUGUGCCCUCCCUCUUCUUCCUGCUCAGCCUCCUCUGCUCGAUCUUUCAUUGCUUCAUUCCACUGCUGCAGCUCUUCUUGGCAGGUUUCCCUGUACUCUCUUCUGACUGGUCCUUGUUUCAGUUUCUAACGGUUCUUCCUUCUGACAGCCACAGCGCCCUGUAGAUUCAGCUCCAUUCCCUGCUGGCUGCAGCUCCCUGUCAAUCUUUCGAGGCUGCAGAGCUUUCAGUUCUUGCUGCUCUGCUUUCUUGCUCCUCCUCUCAACUCUGCAUUUCUCUCCUUCCUCUCACCUCUGCUAGCUAGCUAGUUUUCUCUCUGGCAAACGGACGGAGGAGACGCCGCCAUUAGAUACAUUGGAUAAGGAGCAAGAGCAAACAUGAGACCUCUAAGCAGCGUCGGCGUCGGGCUGGCCGUGGUGUCGUCGCUGCUCCUGCUAGCGCUCACCGCGGAGCUCUACUACAUCUUCGUGCACAAGCGCCGGCAGCGGCGGCGCGCGGCGGCCAUCUCCGACGCGGCGUCGUCCCCGUCCUCGUCCUCCCGCGAGCUGCUCCAGCUCUUCUGCUUCAAGAAGCCGCCGCCGGCGGCGCUCGCGUCCACCUACGCCGUCCCCGAGCCAGCCGCCGCCGUGGCCGUGGCCGUCGGCGUCAGCGGCGACGGCGGCGGUGCCGACGACGACGAAGACGAGACGGUGGAGGCGCAGCUGAUGCGGCUCGGCAGCCUCGUCGGGCCCACGCGGCUGCUGUUCACCAUCAAGGAGGAGACCCGCGAGGACCUCGAGUCCGAGGACGGAGGGCGGCGCAGCCGGAACCGCAGCCGCAGCCGUAGCCUCGGCGAGCUGCUGCAUUGCGCUGAGACGCCGCCGUUCCUCACGCCCAGAACCUCGCCGUCGCCGCUGCACACGGCCUCGAUGGACAACUCCUACAACCCGCUCUUCGAGUCCCCCGCGGCCAGCCCGGGCCCGGGCGCUGCACCGGCGGUGUCGCCACCGCCCAAGUUCCAGUUCCUCCGGGAUGCCGAGGAGAAGCUCUACCGCCGCGCGCUCGCCGAGGAGGAGGCCAUGAGGGCGCGGAGGUCGCCAAGGUCGCCGGCGGCCACUGCCGAGGAGGAUGGCGGGUACAUCACCAUCGUGGUGGCCAAGAACAACCGCGCCAUCCCCAUGCCGUCGCCACCCGCCUGCGCCGCCGCCGGCGGCCAUUAGUGAGCGCGCGACUGAUGAGCAGAGCUGUUCAGAUGGACAGGAGGUUUUGAUGGAUUAACGACUUGCUUCAUACUCCCUCCCUGUGCAUUCUUCAGUGUGUUCUACUAGUGUAGUCGCUCUUGUGAUGUAGUAAAACUCUCCCUUUUUUUUCUUUUGUUUUUGUUUGGUCUAUGGUCUUGUGACCAUAUGCCAAAUUUGAAUCAGUGAUUGGAUGUAUAUAACAUCGAACUGAUGAGGAAUUGACAAUUUCAGUUCAAAUCAAUAUGUUUCUCUCCAUAUCUUCUGUUUAGUACUCCUACAUGCCAAAUUUCUGUAGAAAUGUUUGGUUCCAAUUUGAUAUAGUGUGCUUCAGUGGAGCUUUUUUUUUGCUAGAUCUUUUUUUUUCUUGGUGUUUGAUUGUACUUGUAGAUAGACAUGUAUGGAAGGAUGUGUACAGCUGUUCGUGCACAUGAUAUGAGCCUAUGAGGAUGGCUAGUGGAUUAUGAUGUCUGAAAGCCCACACUGACAUGUCUGAAAGUGCAACUUUCCACUUUCUCAUACUCAAUUUGUCAGAUGUACAUGUCCUAAUACAGCUCUCUUGCAAUUCC
This is a messenger RNA of Sorghum bicolor (sorghum), 2108 nucleotides long. RefSeq lists its product as uncharacterized. NCBI's taxonomy places the organism in Eukaryota, Viridiplantae, Streptophyta, Magnoliopsida, Poales, Poaceae. The coding region runs from base 700 to 1521 and encodes 273 amino acids. The transcript has a single exon. The record is from RefSeq and is a predicted model, not a curated record.